This is a messenger RNA of Paramecium pentaurelia, 261 nucleotides long. The record is from the annotation of a GenBank genome assembly. Lineage: Eukaryota; Ciliophora; Oligohymenophorea; Peniculida; Parameciidae.
AUGAUUUUAUUUGAUAAAAAGAUAAAGAUGGAAGAACGUCUUUUGUGUGCACAUUCCCUAGAAAAUAUUGAAUAAAAUAGUAAAAUCAUUGGAUUUAAAAAGGCACUUAAAAUGAUUGAAGAAAAAUAAUAGUCUAAAUUAAAUAAUAUAUAAGGAUUCAUAAAAACCAAUUAGGAAAUAGUGGAUAAUUAAUCAACCAAAUUCAUAAAUUAAAAUCAAACUUAAUUAAUAUUUAGAUAAAUUGUUAUCUUUUUCGAUUGA